Pelmatolapia mariae (spotted tilapia) is the source of this 1067-nucleotide messenger RNA. RefSeq names its product low affinity immunoglobulin gamma Fc region receptor II-like. Gene Ontology annotation, biological process: cell surface receptor signaling pathway. Gene Ontology annotation, cellular component: plasma membrane. The record is from RefSeq and is a predicted model, not a curated record. The coding region runs from base 72 to 980 and encodes 302 amino acids. Gene Ontology annotation, molecular function: transmembrane signaling receptor activity. Lineage: Eukaryota; Metazoa; Chordata; Actinopteri; Cichliformes; Cichlidae. The transcript is spliced from 7 exons.
GAGGAAGAGGGCGGGCUUUACUUGGUGUCAGUGACAGAAAUGAAAAAAAGCUCAAAUGAGUGAGAAGGACGAUGAAGGAAACAUCUGUGCUGUGUCUGCUCUUUCUGAUCUCACUGCUGAGCUGCACAACAAACCAAGCUCGUCUGACUGUGAGUCCCAGCAGCUCUCAGUUCUUUAAAAGAGACUUUGUGUCUCUGAGCUGUGAGGAGGACGACAGCUCUGCUGGAUGGACUCUGAGGAGAAACACAAGCAAACAACAGAAGACUCAGUGUGGAAGAGAUGGGUGGGGAGAAGGUGCUGGUUCUUCAUGUAAUAUCACUGUUUUCCUACUGGACAGUGGAGUUUACUGGUGUGAGUCCAGAGAGGGUCCCAUCAGUAACAUGGUUAACCUGACAGUCACUGGUGGAUCAGUGAUCCUGCAGAGUCCUGUCCUCCCUGUGAUGGAGGGAGAUGACGUCACUCUGCUCUGUAAAACAAAGACCACUCCCUCCAACCUCCCAGCUGCUUUCUAUAAAGAUGGCUCCCUCAUCAGGAAGCAGCCUACAGGUCACAUGACCAUCCAGCAUGUUUCCAGGUCUGAUGAAGGCCUCUACAAGUGUGACAUCAGCGGUCAUGGAGAGUCUCCAUCCAGCUGGAUCACUGUCACAGAGAAUCACACCACCACACCUCCACCUACAUCCACACCUCCUCCUGCUUCCACCUCCAUCACUCGUCCUCCAUCACUCUCUCCUCCUGUUCUCUCUGUGUUGUCAUGUGUUGGAUCAGUCUGUGUUGCGGUUCUACUGGUGUUACUGGUUCUGCUGGUGAGGCGAUGUGUUCACAGGAAACCUGCAGGAGGACAAGAAAACACUUUAGAAAAUGAAGUCAUUGAUGACGUCAUAUACAGUGAGAUCAAAACAUCACACUGUCCGCAGCAGCCAAUCAGACAAAGCAGAGACUUUAACCGAGAGCCCAACGUUGUCUACUCUUCACUGGAGUAGUCCACGGGUCCAACCGCUGGUGUCUAACUGGUCCCCUCAGACAACAGGAUAUGUACAUGCUAAAUAGAUUUGUAUGCAUUUUGCGUC